Molecule: messenger RNA, 510 nt
Organism: Epithele typhae
Lineage: Eukaryota; Fungi; Basidiomycota; Agaricomycetes; Polyporales; Epitheliaceae
Exons: 3
Coding region: 1-510 (169 amino acids)
Source: RefSeq, a predicted model, not a curated record
AUGCCUUCGCCCGAAGUCAUUGAGAGCUCUCAAAGUCAGUUUGAGACGGAGAUCACGGCAAGCGUCGUCGAGGGUCUGGCCACGCGGAACGCCGCUCUUAUCCAGUCUGGGACAGUUUCCAGUGGUUCGUCUGCGAAGCUACCGCAAUCCACCCCUCCACCGGAAACCCAAUGCUACGACGCGCACGAUGAGAUGUCCUCGCAGGAUGUAUCCUCGCAAGCGUCUUCCUUUAGUGUCUCAGUCGCGCGCACGUUACCUCUGGUAAUGCCCUCCCAGCUCCCUCCCUCCAUGGCCGACAGCACCCAGUCCUCUUUCGGGGAUCAUUCGGUUGUCCGCCGCUUUCUUGAGGUGUUCGAUGGACGAGAUGGGGACGGCAACGAUUUCUCGGGCUCAUACGCUACUUCGUCAUCGGAAAGCAUUCCACCAGCGGUCAAAGACUUUUAUGACAUGUUUUCUCAGAGCCAAGACAUCUCAGAGCCAACGCUGUCGCAAAUCCUUGGCGAGGAUUAG